GCCCAUAUAUGGCUAAUUGCGUCACAGGAACUCCGGAGGGGCGGGGCGAGGGAUCCCCCCCGUUCUCCGCCCGCCGCGGAGCCUCUUAACGGCGGCGGCGGCUCCCGGGGCCGCAGAACGACAAGCGGCAACAGCGGCGACGGCGGCUGCGGGGUCCCGGGGGUCCCGGAGCGGCGGCGGCAGGCGUGACGUCAGCGCAGGGGGCGGGGCGCCGCCGUAUAAAGCGCGGCGCGGCGGUGAGCACUUCAUUCAUAAAAAGCGGAGACCGGGGAAAGCGGCGGGAGCGUCACCGGCACUUUGCACCGGCGGAGCGGGGAGCGGAUGUAUCGGGGAUCGUAGCGGCUGAACCGGAGCCUGGGAAGGGAUUUACCGGACCUUAUAGCGGCUCACCGGGACUUUGCACCGGCGAACUAGAGCCUGGGAAGGCGUGUAUUGGGGCUUAUAGCGGCGAAUCGGGACUUUGCACCGGAGAACCGGAGCCUGGGAACGGAUGCACCGGGGUUUGUAGAGGCGCACCGGGACUUUGUACCGGAGAACCGGAGCCUAGGACGGAUGCACCGGGGUUUAUAGCGGUGCACCGGGGCUUUGUGGCGGCGAACCGGAGCCUGGGACGGACACACCGGGGCUUGUAGCAGCGAACCGGAGCCUGGGACAGCUGCACCGGGACUUUGUACCCGCGAACCGGGGGUUGUAGAGGCGCACCGGCGCCUCGCACGGAUGAGCCGGGGCUUAUAGCGGCGAACCGGAGCUCGUAGUGGCGCACCGGGACUUUGCACCAGCGAACCGGAGCCUGGGCCGGACACACCGAGGCUCGUAGCAGCACACCGCGACUUCCCACGGGACGGCAGAGCGGAGCGGCACCCUCGUACCGAGAGACUCCCCCCGCCUCCGCCGCCGAAACCGACCCCUAGCUCGGCGCGGGGGAGAGAGGGGCGGGGGCGCUCGGUAAAGCGGGAUGCCGGUAGCCUGACCCGCAGCCUUGGCGUGGCGGGGCGGCCCCCGCGCCCCCGGGGCCAUGUACCAGGGCUUCCCCGGUGACUACGACUCGGGGUCUCGCUGCAGCUCCUCGCCCUCGGCCGAGUCCCAGUACCUCUCCUCGGUCGACUCCUUCGGGAGCCCGGCGGCGGCGGCGGCCGCGCAGGAGUGCAGCGGCCUGGGGGACAUGCCUGGCUCCUUCGUGCCCACGGUGACGGCCAUCACCACCAGCCAGGACCUGCAGUGGCUGGUGCAGCCCACCCUCAUCUCCUCGGUGGCCCAGUCGCAGCCCCUGGGGGCACCCAUGGCGCACCCCCCACCCACUGCCCCUGUUGAUCCCUAUGACCUCCCGGGACCCAGCUACUCCACGCCAGGCAUGGGUGCCUUCGCCACAGGGCCGGCGGCACCACCAGCACGUCCCACCCGUGCCCGGCCCCGGCGCAGCCGUGAGGAGACGCUGACACCGGAGGAGGAGGAGAAGCGCCGGGUGCGGCGGGAGAGGAACAAGUUGGCAGCAGCGAAGUGCCGUAACCGACGCCGGGAGCUGACGGAUCGGCUGCAGGCGGAGACAGACCAGCUGGAGGAGGAGAAAGCUGAGCUGGAGUCAGAGAUAGCCGAGCUGCAGAAGGAGAAGGAACGGCUGGAGUUUGUCCUGGUGGCCCACGCCCCCGCCUGCAAGCUCCCCUUCGAGGAUGUCGGCUCCUUGGGUGCCGGCCCCGCCGAGGUGAGCACCCUGGGCAAGGAAGAGCCGGCGGGGACCGUCGCCUUCCUGCCCCCGGGUCCUUUCCAGCCGAGCGCCCAGGGCCCCUUCCCCAGCUGCUGCUUCGCACCCGGGGUCCCCUCGGGGCCACCUAACCCAUCCUAUACGUCUUCGUUUGUGUUCACCCACCCAGAGGGAGCCACCUGCGGAGCCUCGCAUCAGCGGAGCAGCAGCAGCGACCAGUCCUCGGACUCCUUGAAUUCUCCCUCGCUCCUCGCGUUGUGAACGGGGUCCCCUCCCAAAAACAGGCACCUCCUCCCUCCCCGGGUGGUGUGUUUUUGUGGAUUUUGGCUUUUUUCUCCCCCUUUUUUUGGAUCACUUGGCCCAGGGGUUGGGGUGUUGGUGAGGUUGAAAGGCAGCUUUGGUGCCUGGAUGUGGAGUGUCAGUGAUGGGGCCAGCGUGUUGGAGGUGUCCAUGGUGUGUCUCCAUCAAUCCUGCGGCGUCCUGGCCGCUUUAGAGGUGUAUGUCCCCAGUCCCCAUCAUCUCAUGGGGGUUCCUGCAGCAUCUCCAUCCCUUUGGAGAUGUUCCUGCCCAACUUCCACCACCCGGGGAAGGCUCUUAUGGUGUCUCCAUCACCUUAGAGGUGUCUGUCCCCAGUCCCCGUUGUCCCAUGGGGCUUUAUGCAACAUCUCCAUCGCUUUGGAGAUGUUCCUGCUCAACUUCCAUCCACCUGGGAAGGUCCUUUUGUUGUCUCCAUUGCCUUAGAGGUGUCCAUGUCUGAUCCACACCAUCCCAUGGGGCUUUACAUAGCAUCUCCACCCCUUUGGAGAUGUCCCUGCCUGAUUUCCACCACCCUGGGAAUGUCCCUGUGGUGUCUUCAUCACCUUAGAGGUGUCCACACCUGAUCCCCAUCACCCCAUGGGGAUUCGUGCUGCAUCUCCUUCACUUUGGAGAUGCCCAUGCUUGAUCUCAAUCACCCCAGAAAAGUCCCUGUGGCAUCUAUGACACCUUUGAGGUGUCUCUGCCUGAAUUCUGUUGUCCUGGGGGGGCGUCCCUGUGCCAUCUCCAUAGCUUUGGAGAUGUCCAUACUGUAUCUUCCUCACCCUGGGAAGGUCCCUGUGUCAUUUCUGUUACACUGGAGAUGUAUCUGUCAUCUCCAUCAUCCCAGGAGGGGGUCCAUGUGGCCUGUCCUUCCUCCUAGAGGUGUUCAUGCCACAUCUCCCUUGGAGAGUCCCUGUGGCACCUUCAUCACCUUAAAGGUGAUUGUGUCACAGCUGCACCAUCCCGUGGGGUCUUUGCAGUAUCUCCCUCACCCUGGAGAUGUCUCUGCUGUGUCCCCAUUGCCCCGGGGGGGGUGUCCUUUGUCCUUACAGCAUCUCCAUUACCCUGGAGGUGCCCUUGCUAAAUCUCCAUCACCCUGGGGGGGGGGGCCCAUGUGCUGUCUCCAUCCCCCCCAUGGUGUCCAUGCUCCAUGUCCCCAUCCUCCUCAGGGGUCCCAGCCCCACUGCUGAUGCUGGGUCUCCAGGUGACCUCUCCAGCACCCAAAAUGUUGGGUGGGCUCCCAUCCUGCUUGUCCCCCACCCAACUGUGAACAGCUCUGCCCCGUCCACCCUCCCUGCACGGGUCCUGCCGGUGGCUCCGGUGUCCCAACCCCGUGCCAUCCCUAUCUUGUGACCAAGCUUCGCCAGCGUUGACUCUGUCCUCUCUCUAUAUUAUAUAUAUAUUUUUGUUGUGUGGGGCUGCCAGCCCCCGGGAGAUGUUUAAUUUUUUAUUAUUAUUAUUAUUAUUAUUGCCUGUGCUGUAUUUGUGACUGUUCCGGGGCCGGCUUGUCCCCUGCGUCCGCGCUCGACUCAACCCAACGUGGCCAAUAAAGCAGCUUCGG
Molecule: messenger RNA, 3557 nt
Organism: Phalacrocorax carbo (great cormorant)
Lineage: Eukaryota; Metazoa; Chordata; Aves; Suliformes; Phalacrocoracidae
Source: RefSeq, a predicted model, not a curated record